Messenger RNA from Tripterygium wilfordii, 736 nucleotides. Its product is annotated as probable small nuclear ribonucleoprotein F. Gene Ontology annotation, biological process: mRNA splicing, via spliceosome; spliceosomal snRNP assembly. Gene Ontology annotation, molecular function: RNA binding. Gene Ontology annotation, cellular component: catalytic step 2 spliceosome; U1 snRNP. The coding region runs from base 118 to 384 and encodes 88 amino acids. NCBI's taxonomy places the organism in Eukaryota, Viridiplantae, Streptophyta, Magnoliopsida, Celastrales, Celastraceae. The transcript has 5 exons. The record is from RefSeq and is a predicted model, not a curated record.
UCUUGGUUGAGUCAAUUACUCAUUACCCUUAAACCCUAGCUAAGGAGCGAAGUGAUACCUGCGGACCUGCUGCAACCACAUCGAAGCUUGGCUGUCUCGUCUUCGUCUUCGUCUUCAAUGGCAACAAUACCAGUUAACCCCAAGCCCUUUUUGAACAACUUGACUGGAAAGACGGUUAUUGUGAAACUCAAGUGGGGAAUGGAAUACAAAGGUUUUCUUGCCUCGGUAGAUUCAUACAUGAAUUUACAGUUAGGAAAUGCUGAAGAAUAUGUCGAUGGGCAAUUAACUGGAAAUCUAGGAGAGAUUUUGAUCAGAUGCAACAAUGUUCUUUAUCUUCGUGGGGUCCCAGAAGAUGAGGAGAUAGAAGAUGCUGCCGAGGACUAGUAAGUGCACUUUGGCAACUGUUCAGUUGAAGUGUCAUAUCGAACAUUAGCAUGCUCUUAAAUAGUUUGUUCCCCUAAUACUGCUAUAUUAUGGUUUAGGUAGGAGCUCUAUGACCUUGCAUGUACUACUAAGUACUAACUACCCAUGUUGCUGAGGCCCUGCAAAGAAAGCAAAAUCAAUUGAAUAUUAUCUUUGAUUGACUACAAUCUCAACUGUUAUUUCGAGUUAGUGCAUCUUUAUUUGAACCCCUGUUGGGCUAGGACUUAAGGCAGAGCAAACAUUAAACAGAGUAAUUGAGACAGCGUAAAAUAUUCUUUUUAAAGUAAUUUAAUGUUCAUGCUUAUUUCAAAAA